CUAUAUUUAUUUUCUGUGUAGGUCAGUAGUAAACUUUUAAUCGAAGAAAUGCUUGUAGCCAAAAGACCAUCAAGUUCAAUGUCAUGCAGUACGAUAGAAAAUCCUGAGCUAAAAUCACUGGUUGCAGAUACAAGUUACAUUUCAGAUGACGAGAUGGAAGAUGAGCAAGAUGAUGAUGAAGAUUAUGAUAAUGAAGCAAGCAAGUCAGAUAGUCAGUUGGAAAAGUCCUCAGAUGUGUCAAAUAGUAGCGUAAACAAGUCAAGCAAUAAAGUGAAUGAAAAGUCCAGAGAAAAAGUAAGCGAGCCAGAUAGUGAAAUUGAAGAGUCUUCUGAAGUAUCAAACAGUCCUAUGAAAAAGUCAAGUGAAUCAGUAAAUGAAAACUCAAGGGAAGAUGUCAGCGAGUCAGAUAGUAAAAUGGAGGAGGAUUAUGAAGAAUCAAAUAGUCACAUGAAGAAGUCCAAUGAAAAAGUCCAUGAAAAUUCAAGACAAGAAGACAGCGAGUCAGAUAGUGAAAUGGAGGAGGAUUAUGAAGAAUCAAAUAGUAAAAUGAAGAAGUCCAAUGAAAAAGUCCAUGAAAAAUCAAGUGAAGAAGACAGCGAGUCAGAUAGUCAAAUGAAAAAGUCAAGUGGAACAGUCACUAAAAAGUCAAGGGAAGAAGGCAGCGAGUCUUUUGAAGAUUCUGAAGAACUGUCAAGUGAUAAAAUCAAAAAUCAUUCCAUUGUUAACGAGAGAGAUGUAAAAGUCAUAAGUCAUAAAAUUUUAUUAAACAUGAACUAAUAAAUAUUAUUCUAUAAAAUAUCUAGCUCUAC
This is a messenger RNA of Daphnia pulex (common water flea), 809 nucleotides long. RefSeq names its product suppressor protein SRP40-like. The transcript is spliced from 6 exons. NCBI's taxonomy places the organism in Eukaryota, Metazoa, Arthropoda, Branchiopoda, Diplostraca, Daphniidae. The coding region runs from base 49 to 777 and encodes 242 amino acids. The record is from RefSeq and is a predicted model, not a curated record.